Fusarium keratoplasticum is the source of this 1596-nucleotide messenger RNA. Its product is annotated as Acyl-transf-3 domain-containing protein. Gene Ontology annotation, biological process: polysaccharide biosynthetic process. Gene Ontology annotation, molecular function: acyltransferase activity, transferring groups other than amino-acyl groups. The coding region runs from base 76 to 1596 and encodes 506 amino acids. The record is from RefSeq and is a predicted model, not a curated record. Gene Ontology annotation, cellular component: membrane. The transcript has a single exon. NCBI's taxonomy places the organism in Eukaryota, Fungi, Ascomycota, Sordariomycetes, Hypocreales, Nectriaceae.
AUUCUCGGCAACUCUUGGUUUUCUUGGUUUCUUGGUUUUUUCCAAUUUUCUUCGGCCUUUCUCUCGUCUGGCAUCAUGAGCCAGCCAGCAUACACGGCCCUUCCACGGCAAGAGAUCGAGAUUGACCAUGCGACCAAUGCAAUCGGCAGCGUUUCUUCUCGAUCGAGCCUCGAUUCCCUCGUGCUGCCGCCUCCUCCUCCCAGCCCUUGGAAAGUAGCCGCAAUCAAGCUUCAGGAAAUCUUGAUACCCAGCUUCCUACAACACGAUGCCUCUGCGGAAGAACGGCCAAGCCAAUCUGGCACACGCCAAGCUGGAAGCAGCCGGAUCAGUACCGAUUGGCUAGAUGGUCUUCGCGGUGUGGCCUCGUUCUUCGUCUUUCUCUUCCACCACACAAUGUAUGGGCACCCUGGCCUCCUGUGGGCAUAUGGUGGCCCUGGAGAGAACAAACGUCUGCUUAUACAGCUACCCUUCAUACGACUCAUUGUUCACGGCCGCGCAAUGGUGGCCAUAUUUUUCGUCAUUUCCGGAUAUGCCCUGUCGUUCUCACCUUUGAAGUUCAUACACAAGCAAGAUCACGGAACACUUUUGAAGAGAUUGUCAUCAUCAGUCUUCCGUCGCGGCAUGCGACUGGCCAUUCCCAGUUUUACUUCCCUCUUUCUUCAUUACCUGGCCCACCUAUCGAAUAUCUCACCAAAGAGACACAAAGGGGCAACAUUUCGGUCUGACACGAAGGCCCUGUUACAUGAUAUUGAUCGGAUCGUGAAUCCAUUCACAUUGGUAACUAGCAAUGGCGGAUUUCACUUCAACGGACACCUUUGGACAAUCCCGAUCGAAUUCCGCGGAUCAAUGAUCCUAUUCGUAACUAUCCUGGGCCUUGCGCGGUGCAGAGCCUGGGUUCGAAUGGUAACUGUGGCUGCCAUAUGUGUCUACUUCAUGGCAAAAGAACAAUGGGCCAUGGCCUUGUUCCUGGCGGGGAUUGUCGUGGCAGAAAGCAAUCUCUUGUUGCUCUCUGAGCCCGCCAGCAGCAGCGAAACAGAAACAACCUGGACUGAAGAUCUCGACCUGGAGAAGGCCCAUGGUAUGAUGCCGUGGUAUCGAAGGGCCAGCAGUAAGGUCAGGAAAGCUGGCCUGAUCUUCAUCUUGAUCUUGGGGCUGUACAUUCUUUCGUACCCGAACAAGGGAGCAGAUGCUACUCCAGGAUGGAUGUGGAUGGCGAGUUUCUUCAAGAAAAACCCCGCUUACGGAGUGAAUGUAUGGUUAUCGAUCGGAGCAACCACUGUUGUCUCGGCUAUCAGCUUCAUCAAGGGAUGCCAAGGCGUCCUGGAGACACGGCCAAUCCGGUACCUGGGCAAGAUAUCGUUCGCCCUGUACCUGGUACAUGGCCUCGGAAAUCAGUUGAUUGGGAAGCCUCUGAUAGAUUUCAUGUGGAACAACUUCACUGGCACAGAGCCCGGGUUCUGGAAGGAAUUUGCAUGGUUGUCUGCAAUCGCCAUUUACAUCCCCAUCCUCAUCUGGCUUGCCGAUAUCUUUUGGAGGCUGGUGGAUGCACCUUCAGUUACUUUUGCAAAGAUGGUUGAGGGCAAAUGUUUUGCUUAA